Messenger RNA from Postia placenta MAD-698-R-SB12, 601 nucleotides. RefSeq lists its product as hypothetical. Gene Ontology annotation, biological process: N-terminal peptidyl-methionine acetylation. The transcript is spliced from 5 exons. Gene Ontology annotation, molecular function: protein-N-terminal amino-acid acetyltransferase activity. Lineage: Eukaryota; Fungi; Basidiomycota; Agaricomycetes; Polyporales; Adustoporiaceae. Gene Ontology annotation, cellular component: NatB complex. The annotation marks the transcript as partial. The record is from RefSeq and is a predicted model, not a curated record.
CAUGAGUGUGCUGAGACCAUUCAAGGCGACUGACAUGUUCAAGUUCAACCACAUCAAUUUGGACCUCUGGACAGAGACGUAUGGCAUCAACUUCUACCUAUCCUACCUUGCCCGCUGGCCCGACCUGUGCUCGGUGGAAGAAUCGCCUAACGGGCGCCUUAUGGGUUACAUUCUGGGCAAAGCCGAAGGGGCCGGCACCGAAUGGCACGGGCAUGUCACUGCGCUCUCUGUCGCCCCAGAAUACCGCCGGCUAUGCCUGGCGCGCAAGAUGACGGCUCAGCUGGAGCGUGUAUCCGACGAGACAUACCACGGGUUCUUCGUCGACCUCUAUGUCCGCUGCACCAAUGCCAUUGCCAUCGGAAUGUACGAGGGCCUCGGCUAUAGCGUCUACCGUCGGGUGAGGGAGUACUAUGGGAGUCUCGGCCUCGGGCGCAAUUCCAAGGAUGAGGAGGAUGCAUUUGACAUGCGAAAACCGCUUUCAAGAGACUCACUGCGACGGUCAGUGCGGAGUAAUGGGCGGGAGAUUGUCGUAAGCGCACACGAUGUAUCAUAAUUGCUCUUCAUUCCUUGUUUCCUUGCAACAUGGGUUAUUCGUUCCCUC